AUGUCAGACAGCGACAGCAGCGCCGACUGCAGCUCCGACUGCGAUCGCGACUCUGUGAGCGUCCAGAGCGAAGGCACACCCUACGGCACAGCGGCAACCGAAUACUCGACAGCAUGGGCUUGUUCAUGGAGCGAUCCCCAGCUGGGCAUAUUGACCGAAAAAGACCUGCAGCUUCUCAGCCAUGUGAAUUGCUCUUACCUGUCCUCAGGCAGGCCGCCGACGCUGUUGGCAUUGAAGCAGCACGCCCAGGCCCUCGCAAAUCUCAUCAAGAAGAUAUGCGUCAGCGACACGUUCGGCGUCAUCGAUGGAAGAGGAGACCGACAACCUGCCUUUCAAAAGAACGAAGCGUUUGACUGGCUCAACAAUCUCGACGAGGUAUACACCAACGACGACGAAAAUCAUCACCUACCGCUGGAAGCCCUGGCAAAUCACAUUGAGCAUCAAGACGAAGAGACUGGGAUCCAAUGCCAUUGCCCUCUCAAAGUUGCGCGCAACUAUGGGCCCCUGGAUCCCGGAGAAAGCACACGUCGACCGUACAGCAGCCAUCACAAUCUCGUCAUGCAUGCAAACGCUUGUCUCGAGAUCCUGGACCACGAAUACAGUGCGACAGGAGGCCUGCUUUCGCUGCUCCCCUCUGGCAACGAAGAUGACUGCGAGCAGAUGGCGGGCGUGCGGAAUACGGUGCUCGGACAGUGGCUGCUCCAUCAACAACACCUGGUUGCGCGCAUGCACGAGCUCGAGAUCAAUUACGCCAACGCCCUCGAUCUUCUCAAAGGAGAAGCCGUUGUGCCUAUGCAGAUGCUUGGGCAGUUCGGCCCAGAAGGACGAGCCAAGGGACGCGAGGUGGUCUAUCCGCAGGACCGCUUUGUGCUCGUCAACGCAGGAGAGGAUGUCUUUGGCCUGCUGCACCGCCUGAUGGACAAGGCAGAGUCCGAGAUCCAAGCCAAGGAGCAGACCUGGUGGGAGUCUGGAGUCAGCGGCGAGAGGAUGUGGGCAAACACGAAAGGCGGCGACUGGUACUCCCGAGGCCUGGUGCCUAUCGACAUGAUGACGCGGUUCGUGCGUCUCAAGGACCAGGGCGGGAGAUCGACCAUGUUUGUGAUGCCGGCAAUCGAACACCAUCCGGGCACGGCUCAAACUCGCAAGAUGGAGAAGCGACCAACAGUGGUCUCCGUAGUGGCACCGUCGUGGCCGGAGCGGGCGUCAGACCUGGAGCAGCGUGUCAAGGCUCAUCUCGACGAGGCGAAAGAGCUCGCAAAAGACAAGACGGAGAUGGAGGCGCAGAUGGCAACCCUUUUGGCGGAGCUGCGCAAGACCAAGCACGAGGUCAAGUUCUAUGAGGGCACCUCAGAAGGACAGACAAGGGACGCGGUACUCGGCGAGAUGGAAACGAUGAGGCGGCAGAUGGAGAGGCUGAGAGAGGCGCUGCCGAAGGAGUAUCACCACCUGCUGCAGGCUGAGGAGGGAGUGCAGAAUAGGUGA
This is a messenger RNA of Trichoderma citrinoviride, 1482 nucleotides long. RefSeq lists its product as hypothetical. The coding region runs from base 1 to 1482 and encodes 493 amino acids. The transcript has a single exon. Lineage: Eukaryota; Fungi; Ascomycota; Sordariomycetes; Hypocreales; Hypocreaceae. The record is from RefSeq and is a predicted model, not a curated record.